UCCUCCAUGAACUUGCCAAGAGCUGAGCGCCUUCGCUCCACACCUCCGCGCAGCCUCCGGGGCUCCGAUGGGGAAGACGGUGAGAUUGAUAUCCUGGGAGAGGUGGAAGAUGAAGAAGAAGAGGAGGAAGAGGAAGACGAGGAGCCCGAGGGAAGCCAGCGGCUCCUAGAGCCGCUGCACCAGCCGGAGCUACAGAUGGCGCAGCGGGGCGUGGGCGCGCUUCCCGGAGAACUCACCCAGAGCGGCGGCGGCGGCGCAAGCGACUCCUCCGAGUUUGGCCCCAAGUUCAGGGCAUCGACGGGGUCUGCAGCGGCCUCUGGGGACGCCCCGCAGCCGGCGAAGCCCCCCUACUCAUAUAUUGCGCUCAUCACCAUGGCCAUUCUGCAGAGCCCACACAAGCGCCUCACGCUCAGCGGCAUCUGCGCCUUCAUUAGCGGCCGCUUCCCUUACUACCGCCGCAAGUUCCCCGCCUGGCAGAACAGCAUCCGCCACAACCUCUCGCUCAACGACUGCUUCGUCAAAAUCCCCCGCGAGCCGGGACACCCUGGCAAGGGCAACUACUGGAGCCUGGACCCCGCCUCCCAGGACAUGUUCGACAAUGGCAGCUUCCUACGGCGCAGGAAGCGCUUCAAGCGCCACCACCCGCCUCAGGGAGCCCACCUGCACCACCCCUUCCCCCUGCCCACGGCGACCGCCGCCCUGCAUGGCUCCUACCCGGGCGUGCUGCUCGGGCCCCCGCCCCCGCCGCAGCCUGUCCCGGGGGCCUAUCCUGGCUCCCCCGGGAGCCGCCCGUGCGCGCUGCUGCAUCCUCAUCCCCUCCGCUACCUCCUGCUCUCCGCCCCGGCCUACGCUGAGGCGCCCAGGAAAGCGCAAGGCGAGGAUCUGGUGAUCCCCGGCGCCCUUCCGGCUCUGCAGCCAACGCUAGGCUCCCAGCCUUGGGAGGAGGGCAAGGGGCCGGCGUCGCAGCCGGCAGGCGGAUGCACCUCCUUCAGCAUCGAAAGUAUCAUGCAAGGGGUCCGGGGAGCUGGCACAGGCGCCGCGCGGAGUCUGUCCCCGACCCCGUGGGGUUACUGCCACCUGCUGCAGCGCCCGUCGUGCCUGUUGCAUCCUCAGGCCGCUGCCCCCUUGCUCCACGUAUCCGCCGCCGCCGCCGCAUCCGCUGCCCGGACGAUUCUGCAGCAGCAGCAGCAGCAGCAGCAGCAGCAGCAGCAGCAGCAGCAGCAGCAGCAGCAGCAGCAGCAGCAGGACUGUGCCAGCGGCUGCGCUCCCAGCAAGGGCGCUCUGCUGAGCAGGCACCUGUCCGCCACCGGGGCGCUGCUGGGGUGUCAGCCUGGAGUAGAGGGCUCUAGGCUGUCGUCGCUGGGCGCCCUUUCGGGCGGAGAGGAGACCUCAGUGGCCUUUUGAAUAGCACCCACACCUGCCCUGGAGCCGACUCCUUGGGGCAGACAGGGAGCCAACCUGGAGGGCGGAGCCUCCGGGGGUCACGCUCUCCUCGCCGCCUGUCCUGGCGCACUCCAGCUCACGCAACCGGGACUAGGCUUGUGUAUCUGAAUCCUGCAGCGGAGCAACCACUAAUUUCGGUUCGCUGCGAAAUAUUAACAAAGGAAAAGUUGGUUACUGUUCCCUCGAGACAACCUGAACGUAAAUGUCCGAUGGCGCCAACGUCGUCUCGCCUUUUCUUUUCCAGCCUCCAGUCGUGACUUCCAAGACUUUUCCGAUUUGCACAUUUCCAGAGGAACUGUGAACGUGAGUGUUCUUUACUAAAAGAAAAACAAAGAAAACAAACCGUCCAAGGCACGUUUCCCCCGUCUUCACUCCCUAGGAACUGCAAGUAUUAUUCCCAAAUCCAGUGCAGAAUGCUUGUGUCCUUUUUGUCUUCCUGAAAUCGAUAUGUAAUAUGGGUAGAAUGUUAAUUUCAGAGGAUUUAUUCCUGAUCUGUGUGUCUGCUGUGCCAUCUUCCGUGGAGAGGUGUUAAAAUUAAACCUAACUAUAUAGUCUAAAUAAAGUGC
Molecule: messenger RNA, 2009 nt
Organism: Hippopotamus amphibius kiboko
Lineage: Eukaryota; Metazoa; Chordata; Mammalia; Artiodactyla; Hippopotamidae
Product: forkhead box protein D4-like 1
Exons: 1
Coding region: 7-1404 (465 amino acids)
Biological process (GO): cell differentiation; anatomical structure morphogenesis; regulation of transcription by RNA polymerase II
Molecular function (GO): DNA-binding transcription factor activity, RNA polymerase II-specific; RNA polymerase II cis-regulatory region sequence-specific DNA binding
Source: RefSeq, a predicted model, not a curated record